AUGAGUGCACCGGCUUAUUACGAACUCUAUAGAAGAAGCACAAUUGGCAGCGCCUUGGCGGAUGCCUUGGAUACGCUCAUUAGUGAUGAGAAGAUCCAGCCCCAGUUGGCUAUGCGUAUCUUGAACAACUUCGACCGUAUCGUUUCGGAGAACUUGAAGGCGGAAAGGGGGUUGUGCAAGUCGAAGUUGACAUUCAAGGGUGACUUACACACAUAUCGUUUCUGUGAUGAUGUCUGGACUUUCAUCAUUAAAAAUGUGUUGAUCAAAAUGACGGAUAUUUCUAAUAACGAUGUCAACGAUAGUGACAUCGCCGUGGAGAAAUUUAAGAUUGUGGCAUGCAAUUCUAGAAAGGCUGGAGAAAUUUAG
Messenger RNA from Sungouiella intermedia, 366 nucleotides. The record is from the annotation of a GenBank genome assembly. NCBI's taxonomy places the organism in Eukaryota, Fungi, Ascomycota, Pichiomycetes, Serinales, Metschnikowiaceae.